GAUCGCGCGCCUAGGUGCUUAUCGGAUGUGGGAUAUGUAGUGCCCUCUCACACCCAUUCAGUGUAUGGCAGACGUGAGCGUGACAUUCAUGGCAUUACGGGCAUAAUUUCAGGGUCAGGGGUGAGUGAAGACUCCCCCCCCUAAGGCUCGCUUGUGGCGGGGCCUCUAGAGUGGUAGCAGCAGCAGCGACGGCGGCAGCGGCAACAGCGUCCCAGAGCACGAUGGGGAGUUUCCCAGGCACCAUCGCUACGACCGAGCCCACCGUGCCAUCACCCGUGGACACGCACACGUGCUACGGGGCACGUCCCCACAGCUCGGUGCUGCAGGGCAGCCCCAUGGGGGGCAUCCCCACCGUCUUCUUAGCCAACCUGGUCGUCGCUGUGAUCCUUGUGCUGGUGUUCUCCUACCUACGCAAGGCAGCUUGGAACUACGGGCGGCUUGCGCUGGUGUCGGAGAGAGAUAGCCUGGCGUCCCUCUUCUACAGCGAGACAGACCGAGAGGGCUCCAUGUCAGAGGCCAGCUUUUAUGAAGAGGAGGGCCACUACAAGGGAAUUUUCUCUUGGAUAAGAGGCAGCUUCAGGGUCAGUCAGGAGGACUUCCAUGCUCGGUGCGGCGUGGACGCUGUUUACUACCUCUCCUUCCAGCGCUACGCCAUCGGCUUGCUCUGCAUCAUCACCGUGCUGUCGAUGGGUGUCAUCCUGCCCAUCAACAUCUCUGGAGAUAUGAUGGGUGGUGACAUUUACAACUUUGGCCGUACAACGAUAGUCAACAUAUCUCCAUCAAACAAUAUCCUGUGGGUUCACACCACAUUCACAGUCCUCUACUUCUUCAUCACCGUGGUUCUGAUGCAGAGGCAUCGACGGCUCGUUGACCACAAGCACGAAAACAUGGAGAUGAGAACCUUGUUCAUCACUGGACUACCGAAAGAAAUUACCAACUCGGCUAUAGUGGCCGCACACUUCCACGAGGCGUACCCGGGCUGCACCGUGACGGGGGUACAGUUCUGCUACGACGUUCAACGACUCAUGAAGCUGGACACUAAAAAGCGGCGAGCCAUGCAGGGCCGACUCUACUGCCUGGCCAUGUCCAAGAAGGAGCGGGCACCCGUCAUGGUGCGAGUCCGCGCCCAGGGCUGCCUCCGCCUGUGCGACGUCUGCGGAAUCUGUCGGAAGGUGGACGGCGUCCAGUACCACAGCGAGCGCGAGGAGGCGCUCACGGACGAGUGCGAGAACGAGAAGAUGAGGGUGCUCACCAAGCCGCUGGGCAUGGCCUUCGCCACCUUCCAGGACGCGUGCAUGACCCAGGCCAUCCUGCGCGAAUACGGCUUGUGCCGCUGUCUGCGUCGACCCACGCGCUCCCGGGUGAGCGACUCUCUCCGCUCGUCUCGCUGGCAUGUGAGCUACGCGCCUGCUCCGCAGACCAUCUGCUGGGAUAACCUGUCGGUGCAGGGUUGGGUCUGGUGGCUCCGCUUCUUCCUCAUCAACGUCCCCCUGUUUGUGCUCAUCUUCUUCCUGACGACGCCCUCGAUCAUCAUCAGCAGCAUGGACAAGUGGAACGUCACGCGCACUGUGGAGGACCUCAACAACCCUCUCAUCAGCCAGUUCUUCCCGUCCAUUCUGCUGUGGAUAUUUUCAGCCACACUUCCCUUCAUCGUCUACCAGUCCACUACCUAUGAAGCACACUGGACUAAGUCAGCCACAAACCAGUUUCUGAUGCACAAGACUUACACUUUCCUCGUCUUCAUGGUGCUCAUUCUGCCAUCGCUGGGCCUGUCCAGUUUUGACGUGUUCUUCCGCUGGCUGUUUGACAAGGACCUGCUCAAGUCUGGCACCAUCCGCUUCGAGUGCGUAUUUCUGCCAGACAACGGCGCGUUCUUCGUGAACUACGUGGUGACGGCGGCGCUGCUGGGCUCGGCGGCACGGCUGCUGCGCCUGCCGGAGCUGGCGCUGUACGGUCUGCGCCUGUGCCUGGCUCGCUCGGACGCACACCGGCAUCACGUGCGCAAGCGCUGCUGCUACGAGUUCCCGUACGGACUCGAGUACGCGUGGACGAUGUGCAUCAUAACCGUCACCAUGUCCUACAGCGUCACCUGCCCCAUCAUCACGCCCUUCGGCCUCCUGUACAUGGUGCUGAAGCAUUACGUGGACCGCUACAACCUCUUCUUCACGUACCUGCCCGCCAAGAUGGAGAAGAAGACCCACAAGGCAGCGGUGACCCAGCUCCUCAUGGCCCCCCUGCUCUGCAUCCUCUGGCUCCUCUUCUUCUCGAUCCUGAGGCUCGGCCUCCGCAGGCCCAUCACCAUGUUCCUGACCGAGGUGCUCGGCUUCGCCGGUGCCACCGUGCUCCUCUGGCUGCUGUACAAGGCACUGAAGCGCUUACUGCGAUCGCGCCAGGUGACGCACCCGACGGUGGUGGAGCCGCCCGUGGGAGUGGAGGACGACGCGGAGGACGGCAGCUCGCGGUCGUCCGCAGCCGUGCCGCUGUUUGUGGCCGAGGUGCUGCGGGAGCCGACGCUGGACCUCUCGCUGGCCGACUCGCCGAGCCGCCACUCGUACGGAUCGCUGGCGCCCAACUCCCCCUCCGAGGCGCAGCCCAGCCCCGAGGGAGCGCCGACGACGCCGUCGCCGGCCUCGACUCCGGCCUCGACCCCGAGGCCCGCGGACCCCCACCCGGACCCCCACGACGCGCCCCACCACGUGCAGCCCCCCAAAGAGCUGCGCGACUUCUGCGCCCGCGGCGACGCCGGCGACGGUUACGACGGAGACUGAUUGCCGGCACCGCCGGGACGUUGUUCGACGGUGGCGUUUCAUUGGACGCGGGGCUCCGGUGCUCGCACUGGGCCCGGUUUUACGGGCGACCACCGACGCGCUACGACGCUUGCCACGGCAGAACUCCCAUCGUGUGCAGCGCUCCUCCCAGGAGAUGUAACGAUAAGUUAAUUUAUAUUGUUUGGUGCCGGGUGGGGUCACACCCCUCCUCCCCUAGCGGAGAGGGACGAGCCUCCGCCCACACCACGUGACCCCUCUGCCACCAUUUAUGUUAGGGACGUUUGCUAUCCGAGCUAACGUUUAGGGUCUUAUCUCCUGCAUCUUUAGGCAUACAACUGGUCCAAUACGACGAUGAGCUCUGUAGUUAAAGGUGUAACGCUACAAAGGUAGCCAUUGCCCCCGUGUCGGUGGCAAAGGCCAUGACGAGCGUCACGUUCGCUUGACUCUUCCAAGGCGGUAGUCUCAGCCCCUGCCUUGAGCUUUAGCAUUGCCUUCUGAGCUAUCCGAGUAUGCAACAUACAACCCUGCCCUGGGGGGCAGGGAGACUUGCUAGCUUCCCUGUCCGUGUACCUGUCUACCAAGUCUGGAAGGGACAGUGAUGGAUCAUCUGAUACUUCAUGUUGGCUUGUGUGGCAGAAAUAUUCUUGCCACUGCUACAACUACCAAUGGCAACACCAUCAAUCCUCUCUUUGGCCUCUGGUAGAGUGUUUCUGCGAUCCACAGACCUGGGAUAUUUCCACAUUUUAGCGACAUGCUCGGGUCAAUGUUAGCACCCUGCUAGCGUGAGUGCUUCUGAAACACUCUUAAAGAGUUUCUAAAGGCUACGCCUGUGCUGGUUUCUCCUAGCUCUUAGAUUUACUACCGUGCUAGGGAUGAUGUUUGCAUCCCGGCUAAUAAAAAGCGGCGUCGUUAAGUACAUAACGAGUAAGUACUUAACGUUUCUGAACGACUAUCCCAGAAAACCUAAAAACUCGAGGAAAUGGCGGCGGUAAGAGUCACGUGGUGCUGGCAGAGGCUGGCCCCCCACCUUGCACUGCAAAUAAUGAAUAUUUAUUUAUGUUUUGUGGGUGCCCGGCAUCAGAUGGAGUUCUAUAGUGAUGAGUCGGAGCGUGCCAGUGGCCGCCUUACGAAGAAGCUGUGUGGGUUGGCGCUUUUGUUUUACUUCAUGACUGCAGAUCGCAUACAGGAAUAACGGCACAUACAUCGGUGCCAUAUUCAUAACAUUUUAGCCACAAAUUGCAUUCUUGUUUCUAUUGUUUGUAUCCUCUUUUCAUGAGCGAAACCCUGUUCUAUCUCCACGUAUGGUAAUUCCUCAUUUAACGCCGUGGAUGCGUUCCUGAAAAAUGCGUUCAUCGAAAACUAUUUCCCCAUAAAAAAAAUUACUUAAUGGUGAAGUUUGGCAGGUUUUACAAGAUACGAUAUAAGCACACUCCGUGAUUUGCCAGGACAAAGAUCUGAGAUGAGGGUACGCUACGUACCGUAUCACUCCGCGCGUUUGUCCAGAAUUCCCAAACUGCUCAGCCGCGUAGUUUAAGAAAGUAGUUCGUCGUCCACCGCUCAGAAACGCUUCACAACGGGGCGCGUUGCGCAUUGUGCGAAAAGUGUACCCUAAAAGAAGUACCGUGUUAUAGAAAAAACACAUUGUGUGAAAACGAGUUAUUACCGUGUAUGUUUUAGUCCAUUGGCCUAUUAGCUCACCAGACCAAUAUAAUCCAGCAGAUUUUUCUUAAGCCAGCAAACUGUGGAUCGGUGUUGACCAUCUGGGUCUCAUCAGCAGUCAGGCUUGUUAAACAAAGGCUGCUAACUUGCUCGACGUUAUUGGCAGGAGCACGGCCUCUAAACAAUGAGGCCCAGGUUUUACGCAACAAUAUUGGUCUGGAAAGUCUGAUGGACUAACAAAUAAAAUCUAUAUUUAGAAACCGAAUACAGUUAUGCUUUUACCCAUAAUGCUCUGCAAAAAAUGCUCCAUGAGUUUAAAGGUAAUGGGUUGGAAUGGUUUUUUUUACGAUACAAAAAGUAUUUUUAGGGUGGGCAGCUCAGUGAACUAAGGCAUGCCAGUGAGACAUUUUACAGGUGUGGUGGUGGUGCACACCUGCAAUUCAGCACCUAGAGGCAGGGUUGGUGGACCACGCUGGGAUAACGAUGUGCACGGGCAGUGAGGUGCCCUAGGAAGCAGUACAACAUCAAGGUUUUGAUCAUACAGCACCUGUGUGUGGCGUGUGGGUGUUCUCUUCGAGUAUCCGUGCGAUUUCUCCAGGCACUGAUUUCUCACUGCAUAAAAUGCUCAAAAAAUGAAAUGGCCACACAUCGAAACUCGUAUAGUCUUGGUAGACUCAGCAAUGUUUCACUUGGAAAAGAUUUCAGAUGAAUUUACUGUUUGGUCUAUAUACUAUACAGAGGUCACAAUUCACCUACGAUGGUGUUAAGAGUGCCCAUUAAAGGAAACCCGAACAAACAAGACAAUUGUAUAGUUGGAGGUAUAGAUAAAAGUUGUUUUUCGAUUUAGGUUAAACUUUUGAAAAACGCAGUGGACACGGGAUACAUUGUAAUCUCCAACCAUUUGGUACUGAAGACGAGUGGGUGUGCUUUGCUGUGCGUUAACUCCACGUGUGAAUAUGAAACUUGUGCCAGCCUACACCUCUGUACUUGUGCCGCCGAUUAGGGAUAACCUGUUUAUUCCACAACCGUAAACAGGUCUCGGCCCUGUGUUGUUGUGGCAGUCAUGUUUUGGUCUCUGCGGAUACUUGGUGCUGUGGGCAAAGCAGACUUUAUUGAGUUUAUUUUUUUCUUAAAUGCCAUUUGAGAAUAGGUGGAAAUGAAAGACGAAUCUCCAUGGAAUGAUAAGCAGACUUGUACGAAAACAAUAUUUACAUUUUGGUCUAGAACUGUCAAGCCAUAUUGUGCACUGCAGCUAAGUCUAGCGUCCCUGUACCCAUGCCUCGUUGAUGCUUUCCACCUUCAACAGUGGAAAUUGAACGGUGACCUUUGUGUGUGAGAUGGCUGGGUGGCGCUAAGGUCGGUCACUUCACGUUGAGGCGCUGAGCCUGCACGACUCAUUACUGAGCUCGAGUCCGGGUUUGCAGCCGCCCACGCUUGAACCAACUUCUCAAGCUGGAGCGAGUUGUGGAGCAUCGGUGACCGGUCUCAGCUCGGUCGGCAAUCGCCAAUAAUUAUAACUGCCUUGGUACUUGCAUAACGUGUUACAGCUUUGUGGCUAACAAAAUGUAACUUUGAUUGUCAUGCCGUGGACGCUCUUUACCGGUAAAAGUGUGCAGAGUUGAAGUACGCCAGAGCCAUGCUCUCAAGACGAGAUGACGAUUAUGCUACAAACUGUGAGAGUUGCAAAUGGGAUUGUCUUCAUUUCCUGACGUGAUGCCAGAUAUUGCGGUUGUAAUGUAAUUGGGGAAAUACAACUAAAACAGUCGCUGCUGUGUCAACUGGCAGCGUGGUUCCAAUCAUAGUCAAGUAGAACUUCCACGUUGGGUUCAGGGCCACAAACAGGUGAGUGCUCCCCAAUGCGUAUUAAUACGCUGUGGACACACUUUGACUUUUGUAAACAAGUUUAAGUGUAGGGGCAAUGAAAUAUUGUGCCGACAAAGAAGGUGAAAGUCAAAAGCAUAAGAGAAAGGCUGUACUCUUAGUGCAUAAUGAAGAGUACAUGAUGUGGAUAGCCCAGCAGAGUAGAGGGCACGUGAGUGCCAGUGAGACGCCCUAUCGUGCUCCGUGCCCAAUGCAAACUGCCACGUGGCGAUCACUGCCACACGAAGCUGGCGUGGGUGGCAAGUGUUCGUGUCGAAGGCACUUGCAUAGGGAUCUACUAAAAUUGCAUCAUUUCAAUUGGUGUAGAGCGUUUAAAACAACGCCCAUGGAACGCGCGUGAUUCAUUUAAUACCCACGAAUGGUCACUUCACUGCAGUAGAAUUGGCAGUAAGGUCGCUUAAAUAGAUCUCACUGUGAAUGGUGCUCAUUUUGAUAGAUCCCUGCAUCUUGAGAUAGUCGUAUUUAGAAGACACGUCGUAAAGUCACAUGGUACCGUAAGUCCAAAUGCGGUGUUGGUAAGUAAGCGUCAAAGGUGAUUUACGCCUCACACGGCGCCUGCAUCUGUGUGAGCAGCGUUGGCUACAGUGCCACUGUAAAUAAAUAUACGUUCCUUUAAAGGGUUAACAAGCCAUCUUUUGACUUUGCUCAAAUGCUACUGGGCAGAGGGUUCAUGGAGCCGGAGGUGGGCGCCAUGCGCUUGUCGACGGUAUUCAGAGAGGGGACACAGCGCGAUUCACGGCGGUGAUUGAGUGGCUCAAGGUGUAGGAUCGAGUCUGGGCUCCAGAUUCACGUUCGUGACUUAACUCAGUGUUGUGAGAGAGUCACAGCCCGGUUGCUCAACGACUGUCAUUGCUCUGUAGCAACGGUGGGCAACCUGCGGCCCCUCGUCGUGGUGGCCUGGUCUCGGUGUGUCUGGGGUGAUGCGUGAUGUCCAGCGUGCGGACCGCUGAGGUGAAGGAGAGCUGCUUCACGUGGCCCACUGACUCGUCUAGGUUGCCCACCAUUGCUCUGUACUCUGUAACUUUUUGUGUUUUACAAUGUAUUUGGCUUUAAUUGUGAUGGUAAUUUGACAACAACAAAACAGCCAAACGUCCUCAUGUAGGCCAUCCUGAAAGAAGCGUGCCUGGAUAAAUUAGCAGUAUUAUUGAGCUGUUAACGACCUCAUCAAGCUGGAUGGAAUUCAUCUCUAGUGCGCCGAGAUUACUCGCGAACACACUGGUGUGCUGAAGCAGUGAUACAAUUGGCCCAUUUGAUUCACGUGACAGUUUUAUUAAAUGGCUGUGUCGGGUGGAGGAGGGUUUACGACACACAAUUUAACACCAAAGUAAACCUAUUAUAAAUGGUAUUAUUGUCUGCUAACAGCAUGCGCAUAAGCACCAUUUAGGUGUCUUUUGGAAAGCUCGAUCUCUUGAAGGGGCACUUAAACAUUAUCUUAGAGUCCUCAUAAUCCUAUUGGAUUGUUCCUAAGUGAAGGCCUUCUGUCGCUAUGAAGGUCCAGACUGAACUCGUGUUGCCAUGCGACCCGACUGCAUUUGAGCUGCAAUGAGUCAGCUUGUAGCAGUCGAUUCAUAACGCUUGCAACACGUGCAUCGACCGGUGCGUGCAAUACUGUCGAUGCAACCGGUUCACGUCAACUCCUCGGCCACUGGGGGAGCUACUCGCAAUGCCACGGCUCAAAGGGAUUGAUUUGUUUAAAAUCGCGACUCCAAGCCAUAGCAGUCUUGUCGAAUAAGCUGGCAGCGUGAAUAAUCGCAUUUUAAAUCAUUACCGUAAUGGAAAUAUACGGCAAAACUCCAAAAAUCCGUGGUGAUAUACUGAUGGGGUUUCACUCGUAAUCCUGUAAUCCCCGACACACUGCGGCUAAAUAUGCAAAAGUCCUGGGGAAAAGGAAUACUGGCAGGUUUGAGGGUUUUUAGCACCGCGAUUCAGCUGUCAAACAAAUCCACGUGGCAAGCCUCAGGCCUGCCGCGUGAAGCAAAGUCCCCUUGACGGUGUCUGGCGAAUUUCAGGAGGAAUUAUCCCCGCCACUAAAAAUCACGGAUUAGCAUUGAGUCGCCCCCUCCAAAAAAAAUUGGAGGGCGGAUUAUUAGAGUUCAUCUGUGUCUAUAUAUAUACACAAUGACAAUUUUAAAAACGCACCACAACACAAGGAUUCGUGCAAUGCAGCCAUAAUCCAAUGUACAUUGAUCACAGAACCGCAUUGUUGUUUUUGUAGUAAACAUUGAGUGGCUGUCACAACCGGCUGAUUAAACCGACGCUCUCGCUUGUAAGAAACAUUGAAAGUCUGGGGCUUUGGUAUAUUACGACAAAUUGUGUUUUGGCGAUAUUUUUUUUUUAAGUUGUCAAUUUACGACUGAUGCUUUUAAAAUGCCAAGUUACUUCGACUGCCAUUUUAGGAGGAAGUGAUAAUAGUUUCUUUUGCUGAUGUAAAUUGUGACAGCAUGGCCCCCCGUUGGUGAAUGUAAAAGGUUGCUUUUAUAUGAAUAUGCUUGUUUAAAUAUGCCUCUAUAGACACCGUACAAGUACGUUGCACAGCCCUUUUGUUAAUCAACUGCUGGAUGAAGGCCUCCCCAAACGCGUGCGGCUCGUGGGGGCUAUUUGAUCAUACCUCACCACGCUGGUCAUUGUAGCAUUGGGAGCAUAGAAGUGCGGUACACAAAUGAAUGUUGCUGCCCACCGCGUGGCAAAGUCCCGUAGUCACCUUGCGCUUCUGCGGCCGUCUGGAACGCUCUUCCUUCGGAUAUUAGGAGGCCACUGGAGCUAUGCACUUUUAAAUCAUCCAGAUUGAAAAGUUAUUUUUGUAGAACUGCUUUUCGUAUUUAGUUUGCUGUCCUUCCCCGCACCUUAAAUGUUGGCUUGGCUGUGUGCAUACAUACGUGGCCACCCAUCCGAACGCCAUCUAGACUCUGCCCUGCCUAAGCUUCCGAGAUCUGACAUGCUCGGGCAUAUUCUGGGUGAUACGGUCAUUGACCUGUAAACAUGAUGCAUUAUUUAUUCACAGCAACAACAACAUUAUCGUAUAAAGUAUUUGCGGUCAGCAUUGAGAUGAAGCCACACCAAUUCUGCGAAACUAGUACACGGUGGGCUGUUUAAGUCAGCACAGAGUGUUAAAUACCUGCUAUGUUUGUUGUACUUGUUUUAGAGGCAUAUUACGGUAUAUUGUGACGUUUCAAGUUUUGUGUUUUUGGAAGUGGUAAAGCUUUUGCAAAAUCUAA
Messenger RNA from Petromyzon marinus (sea lamprey), 9523 nucleotides. RefSeq names its product osmosensitive cation channel TMEM63C-like. The record is from RefSeq and is a predicted model, not a curated record. Gene Ontology annotation, molecular function: calcium-activated cation channel activity. Gene Ontology annotation, cellular component: plasma membrane. NCBI's taxonomy places the organism in Eukaryota, Metazoa, Chordata, Hyperoartia, Petromyzontiformes, Petromyzontidae.